Pelodiscus sinensis (Chinese soft-shelled turtle) is the source of this 1137-nucleotide messenger RNA. Its product is annotated as olfactory receptor 52P1-like. The record is from RefSeq and is a predicted model, not a curated record. Gene Ontology annotation, biological process: G protein-coupled receptor signaling pathway. Lineage: Eukaryota; Metazoa; Chordata; Testudines; Trionychidae. Gene Ontology annotation, molecular function: G protein-coupled receptor activity; olfactory receptor activity. Gene Ontology annotation, cellular component: plasma membrane.
AUGGUUGAAUCAACCUCACUGGGCCUCCCUUCCCUGGCUCAUCGUGCCGUUGUUCGCAGGCCAUGUGAGCUCCGGUCAGCACCACUAGGCCCCACCCCAGCCACGUUCCAGCUGCUGGGCAUCCCCGGGUUGGAAGCCGCUCACCUCUGGAUCUCGGUGCCCGUGUGCACCAUGUACGUGGUGAUCAUCGUCGGGAACUGCACCAUUCUCCUCGUCGUGGCCACGGAGCCGGCCCUGCACCGGCCCAUGUGCUACUUCGACCUGGGCGCCACCACCUGCACCCUGCCCAAACUGCUCUGCAUCUUCUGGUUUCAGGCCCGGGAGAUCGACGCCGGGGCCUGCCUGGCCCAGAUGUUCUUCAUUCACUCCCUUUCCAUGAUGGAGUCGGCCGUGCUGCUGGCCAUGGCCCUGGAUCGCUACGUGGCCAUCUGUGCUCCCUUGCGGUACAGCGCCGUCUUCACCAGCCCGCUGGUCGCCAAGUUGUGCGUGGCCGCCGUGGCCCGGGGGACUCUACUCAUGAGCCCCUGCCCCUUUCUGGUGAAGAGGCUGUCCUUCUGCCGGACCAGCGUCAUCCCGCACACGUACUGCGAGCACAUGGCGGUGGUGAAGCUGGCCUGUGGAGACACAAGCGUGAAUCAGGCCUAUGGCCUUAGCGCCGCCUUGCUGGUCAUCGGCGGGGACCUGCUGUUCAUCGGUCUGUCCUAUGUUCUGAUUGUCCGGGCCGUCCUGCGCCUCUCGUCCCGGCAAGCCCGGCUCAAGGCGUUUGGGACCUGCAGCUCCCACGUCUGUGUCAUCCUGAUCUCCUACAGCCCCGCCCUCUUCUCCUUCUUCACCCACCGCUUCGGCCAGCGCGUGGCUCCCCACAUCCACAUCAUCCUGGCCAACCUCUACCUCCUCUUCCCGCCCAUGCUCAACCCCAUUGUGUAUGGGGUGAGGACCAGGGAGAUCCGGGAGCGGGUGCUCAGGGUGAUCCUGCGGGGUGCAGGUACCUCCAAACCUAGGCCCAACUGGGGCUCCCUCCUCCAAAAGCCACCCAGCCAGCUCUCCCCAGCAGAGCUUCCUUUGCACUUAGUGUCCCCUCCCGCGGGCCUCAUCUCAGCAUCUGUAAAGCAACAAUCUCCUACAGCUCCCUGCUAG